AUGUGGCAAAAUGUGAUGCGUGGUGCUGAAGAUCAAUUUGAUAAGCAUAGUUUGAAGCAUCUUGACUUUCUUAAUGAACCUUAUGAUUAUUCAUCAAUCAUGCAUUAUGGUCCAUAUGCAUUUAGUGGUAAUGGACGUCGAACAAUUAUUGCUCUUAAGCCUGGUGCAGAUAAAAUGGGGCAACGUACAUCAUUAUCAGAAAUCGACGUGCGAAAAAUCAAUAAAUUAUAUUCGUGUUCACGUAAAACAAGCCCUAAAAUUAUCAAUGAAAUUUCAAUUGGAGAUAACGCUGAUGUCACGAGGCCAGUAGUGCCGCUCAAAGUUAGAUUUUUCCGAUAA
Molecule: messenger RNA, 339 nt
Organism: Loa loa (African eye worm)
Lineage: Eukaryota; Metazoa; Nematoda; Chromadorea; Rhabditida; Onchocercidae
Exons: 2
Coding region: 1-339 (112 amino acids)
Biological process (GO): proteolysis
Molecular function (GO): metalloendopeptidase activity
Source: RefSeq, a predicted model, not a curated record